Messenger RNA from Bombus pyrosoma, 2744 nucleotides. RefSeq names its product myoneurin-like. Lineage: Eukaryota; Metazoa; Arthropoda; Insecta; Hymenoptera; Apidae. The record is from RefSeq and is a predicted model, not a curated record. The transcript has 4 exons. Bases 477 to 1163 code for a protein of 228 amino acids.
AAUACGAAGAGACGCUCGUUCUCUCGAAAAUUCGAUAGAAUAGCUUGUGCUACGAUAAAGAAAUGUCGUUUGAAAAGUGAUUACGUGAGACACGAAGCUAUACAGCUAAAAUGCACGGACGCUUUAUACCGCGUAGCUACAGGCUCAGUGAUUUUUCAAAGCUGCGCCGUUUGUCCUUCAUUAGCAAAGAUGGUGGAUGUUUUUUAUUUGUAACUCUCGUGACGAAGGGAGUCGCUGGUUAAUGGCAAUAAGCCUGUACAAAAAAGGCGGGAAAUAGAUUUUGAUUCUAAGACUGUCUGUCAUACGGUUUUCUACAAAAACUCGCUCUCUUUUAGGAACAUUGUUCGAGACUACGACGCUAGAAAUACAUAUCGACUUGGCAAAAUGGCGGGAAACUUAAAUAAACCUGCUAUGUAUUCUCAUAUAGUUCAACGGUUCUUGAUAAUCUUAUCACGGGUGUAAUUAUCAUCACGUUUAUGCGUUUUUCUGAUCAUUCAGCAGAGGAGAAACCAAGUCCAACGAAAAAUAAACGAGGAGGCACGAAAAGACUCUCUACACUAGAAAGAUUGGCUCAAGAAGGAGAGCGAGUCACAAAGGAUUUAAAUGCAUCUGUUGGAGAAGUUGAAGGGAGGAGGCGCACACGUAGUUCAGCACGAGGCCUAACCUCAUCAACACCUGUGCCAUCUCCACCUAAAAAAGAAAAGAGGGAUACAUCAACAAAAGGCACUGGUCGUGGACGCGGGCGUCCUAAACGGCAAGAGAAAAAUAAUGACAAUAAUACAGAUGAAGAAGCAGCUAACAAUAAAAGCGAAAAGCAUUCUGAGGAGGAAUCUAUGAAAAUGGACGUGGAUGAACACAAAGAGGAAACAGAAAAAUUGGCGGAUAGCGAGGACAAGAGUGUUGCAAAAACUGAAAGUAAAGAGGCUUCUGAAAAGGCGCUUGACUCUAAUUUCAAGGAGGAAAAAGUUACAGAAGAAUCGGAAAGCUUUGCAGAAGAAAGCAAGAGUUCUAGUGUCAGUGAAGAGAAAAAGGAGGAAGACAUAAAGGAUAGCUCGGAUUCGAGUCAAGAUGCAACAGACACAACAACAGAGGCACCACCUUCAUCUUCAUCAGAGUCUCAAAAUCCUUCUAAUGCUACUACUACAGAAGAAAAUAAGGAAUAACCUCCUUUCGUCUGUUUACCAACUUCAUCAGGUACCAGGGCGGCGCACACAUUGGGGUUACAAAUCCAGUCCCCUCGUCUAUUUUAACAAAUUGACACCUUCUUGCCGAUCGUUAUUCUAAUCAGCGUACACGAGUAUUAUUUUCCUUUUUAAUUCACAGACGAAAUAUUGAGAUAUGUUUUUGCUAUACAUUCAUUACCAGGAUAAAUAUGUUUAAUUAAUAUAUUAGAUGGUAUUGGGUGUACCAUAGAGUAGUUACUCUAAUGUACUUUUACUUUGAUAAAGAGUAGAAUUACUCGUGCACUGAUUAGUUUACGAUGCAAAAACAAGGUGUAGAGCGUACGUUGUUCAUGUACAAUGAUAAUAUUAUUGUAAAAUAUAUUUAAUAUGGACUUAUAUAGACAAGUUGUUUUCAAAUCAGAGCUGAGGCCGGAGUCUUUAAACACCAGUCUUCAAUUCAGAUCUGAUAUGGAAGUAGCUAAAAUUAAUUCGUACAUAGUAAAUUACUGUAAUACCUUAUCUUAUAUAAAUAAUGACUGAAUGAAAUGGAAUAUAUGAGAAUUAUGGUGAAACGAUUUCUCUUUUUUCAUGGUAUGCAGAAAUAAAAUUUCUGAGAAACGCGUCGUGACGUGAUAUCAAUUCUCCUUCCUCGUACAGUGUUACUAAUAACAACCGGUUUUUCGAUUUUUCAUAUUUUCAGUUUCUUUUGUAUUUGGCAACUAACACUUUGAUAGGAUAUGCUUUCUUUCUAUCGUCCAAAUUGAAAAAAGAAGAAAAUGAAAAACAACAGAAAUAUUGUAUGAUAAAUUUAUGCAUAUGUAUUUUUUAUAAUAGAAUUUCGCUGCCUGUUGAUGUUCUGUAAUGAAUGUAAAUCUUUUUAUUAAGCACCGUUUUCUUUUCAUUUAAUGGUCCAAUAUUAAAUAUGUUGAUAUUAUUGUGUAUUUGAACGGUUGUGAAUGUACAGAUAGAUUAUAUAAUUCAUUGAACUAUAUAUAAUUAAAAGGUCUACAGGUUUUAAUGAAAUACAGAAAUGGAAUGAUAAAUCUAAUCGUUAAACGCUCGAACGUUCGAACAUGUGUGCAAUUAAAGAAGCAGUUUGUUUUGAUCGCGCUUACAUAUCUUUUAAAUCACGCGAAUGUAAAAUAAUUUUAUCCUUCUCCUCUUCCUUGAUAUUUGUUGCAAAAUUUUUGGAUAAAUUCUGAAAUAAUUUAUCGAGUUUAUUUCUAACUCCAGCGUUAUUCAGAUAAUUGACAGAGUUUGUAAACAAAGAAAGAAAAAGAAAAAAGGUAGAAAAGAAAAUGGUUUUAGCUAAGUUGCUUGCUUCUGAUAAUUACUUGUAUUGUAAGGGAAAAUAGGAUUUGCCAUUCCAUGUAUUUUUUCUUUUUCUUGUAAGUAGCACGACGAGACAAAGCGUCGCUUUUCGCGAGAGAUUAAAAUCAAAUGCGAUACGCGUGUAUAUAGUUAAGGUUAAGCUUCGUGUGUGGCAAUUGAUCUUAUCUUCGACGUGGUAGCGUGAAGGAUUGGAACGACAUGUGUCAGCGUGAACAUCUGUUAUAGAAAAUAUAGAAAGUAUAGCUGAAA